This is a messenger RNA of Diorhabda sublineata, 5039 nucleotides long. RefSeq names its product G1/S-specific cyclin-E1. The transcript has 4 exons. Lineage: Eukaryota; Metazoa; Arthropoda; Insecta; Coleoptera; Chrysomelidae. Gene Ontology annotation, biological process: regulation of cyclin-dependent protein serine/threonine kinase activity; G1/S transition of mitotic cell cycle. Bases 183 to 1910 code for a protein of 575 amino acids. The record is from RefSeq and is a predicted model, not a curated record. Gene Ontology annotation, cellular component: centrosome; cytoplasm; nucleus. Gene Ontology annotation, molecular function: cyclin-dependent protein serine/threonine kinase regulator activity.
GGGACAAAAGAUUUUGUAUGGCGCCAAUCUAGGAUAUGUCCUGUUAAUCGAGCUUGGUUAUGUGGUUCGUACACGUAGGAAAAAUUUCGCGGUUUUAGUUUUUUCGUUAAAUUAGGUAUUCUACACUUUAUUAAAGUUGAUCAAUUUCAUACAUAACAUCAUUAAAAGACUGUAUAUUGAAAAUGUCAAACCGCAGUACAAAAUCUGACGACAAACGUUCUUUACAAUCAACUGAAAACUUUAAAGAAUACGACGUUGAAAAACUGAACUCCGUAGGACACAAUUCUGAAGGAGAAUAUGCCGAAACGUCUAAACUUUCCUUCCAGGACCUACUACGAAUCCACCACAAGCAAACCGUUUGGGGUUUCCAAUUCGGUAAAGAAGCCAGAGAGAGUAGUUUAGCUAGGGACAAAAACAAAAAUAAAGAUGCCGAUUGGGAAAAAUGUGACGAAACGCAGACUGUUGUGGAUAGUGACACAGCUAGCACGAGUAGCUGUAAAAGUAUUACUGAAAAGGAUCACAAGACACCUCACAGUAGGAAGAGAACUGGUGUCCGAAGGACUGGAAAAAGGAAAAAUAGUUCAAAGGCCACGAAUGAUUUUGUUUCACCACAGAAAACCAGGAAGGCACCGUUACCUUUGAUGGAUUGGGCAGACUCCAAGGAGGUAUGGUUAUAUAUGGUUUACAAAGAAGAAGCUUCGUUGAAUCUACGGAAUCCCCGACUUUUCGAAGACUUUUCGAACUUCAUGCCGCGCAUGCGCGCCAUAUUAUUAGACUGGGUGAUGGAGGUAUGCGAGGUUUAUCAUUUACGUCGAGUUACAUAUUACCUGUGCGUAGAUUAUUUCGAUAGAUUUCUUUCCAUACGGCCGGACGUACCGAAAAAUCAAUUACAAUUAGUCGGCGUGACAUGUUUGUUUUUGGCGUCGAAAUUGGAGGAAGUCUACCCGCCGAGAUUAUCCGAAUUUUCUUACGUGUGCGACGGAGCUUGCAGUCCGGACGAAAUUCUGGCCUGCGAAUUAUUAAUUUUGAACAGUUUAGGUUGGGAUUUGAACAUAAUGACGCCGAGCGAUUGGUUGAAUCUCUAUAUGCAGAUACAUUUCCAAGUGGGAAAUGUAACCAGACAAAAGUUACACGUCGAUAUGAAUAGACAGUUUUUUUUCCCCCAAUAUUCCGGCUAUCAAUUUACCAGAGCUUCGCAAUUAUUGGAUAUGCUGAGUUUGGAUCCGGGAUUUUUGAAAUUUAGCUAUAGUACGAUAGCUGCAGCCGCUAUGUAUUUUAUGUACGGUAAAAGUGUGGCGUUGAAUACUUCGGGUUUGUCGUGGACGCAGCUGCAACCUUGCGCCGAAUAUAUGGCCGUGUUUUAUCAUGUCAUAAGGGACAGUCCUGAUCCGAGGUUGCAAAGUUGUAAAGGAGAUAACGCAGUCGAUGAACCAGCAACUAAUUCGUUGGAUAGUAUCAGGCAUAAUGUAAAAAAUUUGGUGAAAGACGAAAACCAUUCGCUCCAAACGCACGUAGUAAACAUGGAAUACUUCGAAAAAUCGGCGAUAAUACGCCUUGAACAAAUGGGUUUGAAAGUAGAAAGGACUUAUGUGAAAAAGAAGAAAGACAAAACGUCGAGUUCGAUUUGCGAAGAAAAUAGCAAAGAAAACGAAAUAGACGAUCCACAAAAUUAUUUAUGCAUGUACGAAUUGGAAAAAUUAAGUUGCGAAGCGGAACUUUUAAGCGACGAAGAAUUAUCUAUAACGCCGCCACAUACUUCGGACGCGAAUCUGAUUUUGCCCGAAGAGAACAAAGCAGUUUUAAGUUUCGAUGAAAUUUUGGAAGGUAUCGUUAAAUGUAAUAAAAAAAAUAUACCUCUACAGGAAUUAGAUAGUAAUUUAGAGAAUAUUAGAGAGAGCGGUUCGGAUUAGACUUAUAUUUAAGUUUUAUUUUAAUUUGAGCUUUGGACGAAUUUGAGAGUUUCUAUAAUAUGAUGGUAAAAUUUUCCACUACAACCCCUUGUUUCCCAAGUGGUUAUCGUGAUCAUUAUCAUCCCACAUCGAUCCGGAUUGGAGAAUAUUCGUCUUCUUCAAUUUGGCGUGACGUGGGUGCGAUCGCCCUCAGUAAAACAUUGAAAUAGGGAAGAUCGAGAAAGUAACCUUCGAUUUUUGCAAAAACCUCUAAUGAUUUGUGCCUCAUAUGCCCCGCAACACUUUUUCGGUUUCUAUAGAUUUCACAGAUUCAGAAAAAAAAUUAAGCCGCGGUUGUUCAUCCGUUCUCUAGAGCAAAAACCAAGUGAACCAGAAGGGGAAUCGUCCAUUAAAUGUUGUCCACGUUCCGAAUUACUUAAUACCCUUACAAUUUUUUGAAACAACUGUAGUAAGACCACUUUUUUGCAUGUUCUGAAUCUUUAUCGGGUUAUAGUUCACUUGCUCUCUCCAACUGAUCAAAGUAUCUUCCCAUUUGUUCUCUAUUAAACGCCCGUGCUCUGCUAGAAGAGAUUUAUUCCUUCUAUAAUCACCAAAAACACUGAACACCAUCAAAUACCCUUACAGAUUUAAUUGUUGCUCACAGAGAAGCCAAAUUCAGCGCCAUCUAGUGACAAAUCAAUAAGUACACUGUCUGGCUCUGGUGCUCCAACCUUACUAUUUGUAAUGAUGUCAUAUUUAGGUAAUAAAAUUUAGUAAAACGACAAUUUUUCACCCCUAGGUAAUGUUUUUUUGAAAAUUUAUCUAUAUAUCAAAAUUUAAGCUCAAAUUAUACUCUUAUAAGUUCAAAGCGCAAAUAAUACUGUAGUAAACUGUGUGAUUUGUAAUUUAAGAUCAUGUUAUAUGUCAUUUUUUUUUUAAUUUAUGGUGAACACUUUUAUACGUUUUAAUAAUUCAUUAAUUUGGUGUAUAUUUCGUUUUAUCGUCAUUUAUACAAAAAAAAAAAAUUGGAAUUUUGGAUUGGUUUCGUUACCAAAUUAAUUUUAGAUGAAAUAGUUUAGUUGGUAAUUUUCUCUUUAUCGUUCUACGAUCAAAUCAUUUUAAACUCCAUCGCACAGAAUCCAAAAGACGUAACUUCAUAAAUAUGUCCAGUCGGUCAACUUAAAACACUUUUAUAAGUUAGUGGUUCGUAUCCGGCUCGAAAGACCAACUAAUUUAGUCUAAAACCACUUGUAUAAGUUAGUGGUUCAUACCAGGCUCGAAGGACCAACUAAUUUAGUCUACAACCACUUCUAUAAGUUAGUGGUUCAUACCAGGCUCGAAGGACCAAACAAUUUAGUCUAAAUCCACUUGUAUAAGUUAGUGGUUCAUACCAGGCUCGAAGGACCAACUAAUUUAGUCUAAAACCACUUCUAUAAGUUAGUGGUUCAUACCAGGCUCGAAGGACCAACUAAUUUAGUCUACAACCACUUCUAUAAGUUAGUGGUUCAUACCAGGCUCGAAGGACCAAACAAUUUAGUCUAAAUCCACUUGUAUAAGUUAGUGGUUCAUACCAGGCUCGAAGGACCAACUAAUUUAGUCUAAAACCACUUCUAUAAGUUAGUGGUUCAUACCAGGCUCGAAGGACCAACUAAUUCAGUCUACAACCAUUUGUAUAAGUUAGUGGUUCAUACCAGGCUCGAAGGACCAACUAAUUUAGUCUACAACCACUUCUAUAAGUUAGUGAUUCAUACCCGGCUCGAAUGACCAAACAAUUUAGUUGUUAGUAUUAAUUUAGUGAUACUAAUCAAUUCAAUAAUAUUUCCAAAUCAUAUUAUAGGAUGAAUGAAGAUCAUUUUUUGUUUUAAGUUGAUAUUUUAGUGAUUUUGAUACUUUUUCAAAUGAUGCGGAACGUAUUAUUCCGGUGAAAUGUAGUUUCAAAUUACUUUACGAAAGGAAAAAUUAUUUAUUUUAACAAAUUUAAUACUCGAUUUCAUUUGAGAAGUAGUAAAUAAUUGAAAAUUACUAAAAAAUAUUAUAUCGUAAUGCUUUUCGUAUUUAUGAACACUCUAUAUAUUCUUAAGGUGAAUUAAUAAGCACUGUCUCUUAUGUUCUCAAUUUAUUUAAAUACUACACUUAACUAAUUAAUAUAAUUCACUUUUCACUAUCACUUAACUAAUUUAUUUAAAUUCUUUGAAUACUUGUCUAUUUCACUAUGAAUAUUUAUUAUAAACUAAACUAAACAAAAAACUAUAAGAAACAAUGUAAAUAAACCGCCUGAUAUAAAAACAAAGAUCAAACGAAUUCCGGGUAUUUCAUCAAAGACGGCGCCUUCGCCGAAUUUUUAGUUACUUGUGACGUGAAAUAUUUUUCUGAAAAUUAUUUCCUGUUCAAUUUAUAUGACAUAUUUGAAGUUACGUCUUAUGUACGUGAUCCGUUGUCGACUUUAUUUGUUUAAAAUGUUUUGUAACGAAAAGUUACGAGUGUGUUGUAAGGAACGAAAUGAUUGUAUUUACUAUUUUUCUUUUCAUAUUUUUAUAAAUACUUGUGAAUUUGAAGUUAUUAACCGUUAAAACCUAACAUGUUUUUAAUAAUCUUGAAUUUGUUUUCAUUAUAACCAAAAUUUUAUGUAGAAUAAUUAUUUUGUUUUGUCCUAUUUAGUAGAUGAUUAAGUUUUAGCGGGAAUGUUUUUUGUUUUGUCCUCACAAUACAUUUUCCUUUGUACAUUAUCGUUUUUUUCCUUUAAAUUGAGGAAACAAAAACAAUUUGAUCUCAAAUUAUCUGAUUUGUGUAUAUUAAGAGUUGAAAAUUAAUUUUAGACAGGCGGUUUUGAUUGGAAAAGCAAAUUAUGUACAGUAAAAGCAUAUUUUUAACCCUCUAAUAUUAAAAAAAGCCUGACGCCGUUUUUUUUCGAAUAUGACAUUUUAACUUAUUUUAAAAUAAUACAGCUUCCAAUUAUUUUCUAUUUAUUGUUUCCGAUGCUUUUUUUGGACAUAAGGUAUAAUAUUUAAUUAGAAAAAAACAUAUUUGGUUGAAAAAACAGUUUCAAAGAUGCAGGAUUUUGUACAUUACAAAACACAGAAAUUUAUAAUGUUUUCGAUGUAAAUAUUGACCUGGAUUAUUUGUGAAUAAAGAAAUCUAUUUUUAUUUCUC